AUGGAAGAAACUUACAUCGAUACUCUGGACCCUGAAAAGCUGUUACAAUGCCCCUAUGAUAAAAACCACCAGAUCAGGGCCUGCAGGUUUCCUUAUCAUCUUAUCAAGUGCAGAAAGAAUCAUCCUGAUGUCGCAAACAAACUGGCGACUUGUCCCUUCAAUGCUCGCCAUCAGGUUCCUCGGGCUGAAAUCAGUCAUCAUAUCUCAAGCUGUGAUGACAAAAGCUGUAUUGAGCAGGAUGUAGUCAACCAAACCAGGAGCCUUGGACAAGAGACUCUGGCUGAGAGCACAUGGCAGUGCCCUCCUUGCGAUGAAGACUGGGACAAAGAUUUGUGGGAACAGACCAGCACCCCAUUUGUCUGGGGCACAGCCAACUACUGUGGCAACAAUAGCCCUGCAAGCAACAUAGUUAUGGAACAUAAGAGUAACCUGGCUUCAGGCAUGCGUGUUCCCAAGUCUCUGCCAUAUGUUCUCCCAUGGAAAAACAAUGCCAGACCCUGGAAGACUCUUCUUCCUGCUACAGUGGGUUCUCCAUUUUUUUUUCUCCUAAUCUAA
Molecule: messenger RNA, 555 nt
Organism: Budorcas taxicolor (takin)
Lineage: Eukaryota; Metazoa; Chordata; Mammalia; Artiodactyla; Bovidae
Gene: GTSF1
Product: gametocyte specific factor 1
Exons: 7
Coding region: 1-555 (184 amino acids)
Source: RefSeq, a predicted model, not a curated record